Molecule: messenger RNA, 1788 nt
Organism: Lepisosteus oculatus (spotted gar)
Lineage: Eukaryota; Metazoa; Chordata; Actinopteri; Semionotiformes; Lepisosteidae
Product: membrane-spanning 4-domains subfamily A member 5-like
Cellular component (GO): membrane
Source: RefSeq, a predicted model, not a curated record
GCCCCGCCUCAGCGGAGCGGCCUGGUAGCCGUGCAUCCGUAAACCGCGGACAUCUCGCGUAGCAGCGCCCGUCCGCAGCCCGCUGUCCGGAUACAGAGCGGAGACAGGCCAGUACUGCGUGCGAGUGACUGCUGAGGACACUGCAAACAUUAUUAUUAUAGUUCAGGCCCCCGAGCGAGCGGCGCUGGCAGCAUGUCCGUGUCCAUGACCAGGGGCGAGGGGGUGACGGUGUUCACCCUGACCUCGGACACCAGCAGCAACUGGCCCCUGGUUUGCCAGCUCCUGCGGCAGCUGUGCUGCAGCCCGGUGUGCGUGGUGUCCCAUCAGCUGAAGCAGCUCUUCACCGGCACACAGACAGCACUGGGGACCAUGCAGAUUAUAGUGGGGCUGUUCAACAUCGCAUUUGGUGUGAUCCUUCGACGGACUUCAUACUUCAUAAAGAAUUCAGACGCACCCUUUUGGCUGGGAGGUCUAUUCAUCGCCGCUGGUGUGAUGUGCAUCCUUGGCGAGAUGUUCCCCAGUCCCUGCUUGGUGUUUCUCACCAUCUGUAUGAACCUGGUGAGCUCUGGGCUGGGACUCACAGCCAUUGUGUUGUACUCGGUGGAUAUGGCCCGGCUCACGCACAACUCCUGGAUGUACUAUUGCUCAGAUGAUAAAUACAGGUCUUGGACGACAGCCCCUCCUGACCCGGAGAAACAGCGCAUCAUGCAGCACAACUUAGCUGAGUGCAGGAGCAGCCGCCGGGUCCUGGUGAUGCUUGCGCGGGGACUGGAUAUCAGUCUGAUAGUGUUUGCGGUUCUCCAGCUGUGUGUGGCCCUCAGCGCGUCUGUUCUGGGCAUCAAGGCAUUGUGCAAGACCAAGGGAAAGGCAAAGCCAGAGCCUGAGCCUGACACCAGCAUUCCCCUCCUGGAAGAGGGCCCAGUGGUGUGAUGAAAGAGGACCUCACUGUCACACGAGGAUCAAGCCGAUCAGAUUGUCUACGAGCAAUCAAUUUCUUUGUCAAAUACAGCCUUUUUAAUUUCAUGCUCCUAUCCCGAUUUAGUGCCUUAGGAUGUGAAAAGAUUUAAGACUUAAGCAGUGCAGGAUUCAGGCAAUUGAAAUCUCUCUAAAAAUGUUUUAGCUCUUGUGACUACCUGGGGGGAUGGGAAGGGCUAUUGAUCAGCUCCCCCUGUGUUCUGCGACCACAUUGCUGUUAAUAUGUAGCCCACCUUGAGAAAACCAACACACAGACGAAGUAAAAAAAAUAAACAGGGAGGACACAGCCCAAGGGUGGUGCAGUGGUCAGCACUGCUGUCUCGCACCCUGGGGUGCUGACUGCAUGGAGUGUGUUUGUGUGAGUUUCCUCCAGGUGCUCCAGUUUGUCUUCUGCGAAACCUGGCUCUGGUGUGUGUCUCUGUGUGUCUCCCCUGCACUGUACAAGUGUCCCAUCCAGGAUGUAUCCCACCUUGUGGCUGUUGCUUGCUGGGAUAGGCUCCAGCUCCCCUGUGACCCUGAGCUGGAUCAAGCCCCAUCGCCCCUGACAAACAAUCGCCUGUCUGGAGUUCCAAUACAGACCGAAACCCUUUUCCUCCUCACUGUAUUUACAAGUUCUAAUUACUCAGUUAUACCAGGUGUGCCUCACUCCACAGGUGUUUUACAUUAACAUUUUGUUUAAUUAACAGGUGGAAAGGCAGAAAGUCUUGCAUUAUGUAUUGGAUAUUAGCAUUUUGCAACUGCAUCAGAAUGUAGUCAUGCUUUUUCACACGUUUUUUUAACACUGUAACACUCAAUAAAGAGAUGAUGCACUGA